AUGGCGAAAGAGUGCUUAAAGACCUACGACAAAGUGUUUGCUAGCCGUGUAAGCUCUUUAGCCUCAGAAAUCUUGGGCUACAACUAUGCCUUCUUUCCUUUCAGCUCUUACGGCUACUACUUUAGUCAUGUACAGAAGAUGGUCAUGGCGGAGGUCUUAUCCCCCCACCGCGUCGAGAUGCUCAAACACUUUAGAGAAUCCGAAGUGAGUGCAUCGAUGAAAGAAAUAUACGAUCGGUGGACGAAGAACAACAAGAGUAGUGGUUCCGAUAAGGUGGUGGUACAGAUGAAGGACUGGUUUGCGGACAUAAACCAGAACGUGGUCUUUAGAAUGAUUAUCGGGAAACGAAUUUCAGAAGCUACAAAUUACACGCAUGGAGACUUGAUAGGGAGUGAUGUAUUCAAGGAUUGGCUUCGACUGAAUGCUACUUUUGUACUGUCGGAUGCGCUUCCGUUCUUGAGGUGGUUGGAUUUGGGUGGCCAUGAGAAGACCAUGAGGAAGGUAGCAAAGGAGGUAGAUCAAGUGCUUCAAGGAUGGUUAGAAGAGCAUAAGCAAAAGAAAAAGAGGACUGUUUCUAGUGGAGUGAAAGAUGAUGAGGAGGAGCGUGACUUCAUGGAUUUGAUGCUUUCAGUUCUUGAUGAUGCUAAAGUUACCAAUUCUUUUGAAGCUGACAUUAUCAACAAAGCUACCUCACUGAGUCUUCUUCUAGCAGGUGUAGAUGUGACAACAGGGACAUUAACAUGGGCACUGUCUCUACUUCUUAACAGCCCUAAAACUCUAAAAAAGGUCCAGGAAGAGAUAGACCAAAAUAUUGGCAGAGAGAGGGCAGUAAAAGAAUCAGACGUCGACAACUUAGUCUAUCUCCAAGCCGUUAUCAAAGAAACGCUCCGUUUAUACCCUCCCGGACCAACCUUAUUGCCCCAUGCAUCCAAUGAAGAUUGCGUUCUAGCCGGCUACCAUAUCCCAGCAAACACUCGCGUCCUCGUCAACGUAUGGAAGAUUCAUCGAGACCCGAAGGUCUGGCCCGAUCCAAAUGAGUUUCGACCUGAACGAUUCUUCACAACACACAGCGACAUUGAUGUUAAAGGUCAGGAUUUUGAGUUGAUACCGUUUGGCAGUGGAAGAAGAAUGUGCGCCGGAAUAGCACUUGCCCUCAGGAUUAUGCCAUUGACACUCGCUUCUUUGCUUCAUGGAUUUGAAAUCGCAACUCCGACGGGUGAGCCGGUUGACAUGCGUGAGUCGAUGGAAUUUACCAACUAUAGAACCUCCCAACUUGAAGUCCUUCUCACUCCGCGCCUUUCUGCUCAAGUAUAUGAAGAGUAUGGUAAAUAAAGAAAAUCUGCUUUGCUGGUAUU
Molecule: messenger RNA, 1355 nt
Organism: Malus domestica (apple)
Lineage: Eukaryota; Viridiplantae; Streptophyta; Magnoliopsida; Rosales; Rosaceae
Product: cytochrome P450 CYP82D47-like
Molecular function (GO): oxidoreductase activity, acting on paired donors, with incorporation or reduction of molecular oxygen; monooxygenase activity; iron ion binding
Source: RefSeq, a predicted model, not a curated record